AUGUCGUACGCUGUAACAGGUGCAACUGGUCAUGUCGGUUCUGCCGUCGUCGAUUAUCUUCUUGCUCAAUCGCUUCCUGUUCGUGCUGUCAUUCGCUCUGAAAACAAAGCAGAAUCCUUUCGAUCACGACAUGUCGAAGUGGCCAUUGCCGAUUUAAUCGACGCCGAGGCAUUGACCAAAGCGUUUCAAGGAGCAAAAGCAGUUUUUGCUAUGAAUCCUACUGCUCUUACCGAUCCGGAUUUACAAGCUGCCGCAGUUAAGGUUAGUGAUGCUCUGGCAUCGGCGAUUAAAGCAGCCAAAGUGGAACGCGUAGUUGUUUUGAGUUCUGAAGGCGCCGAUAAAAGUUCAAAAACGGGAAAUAUUCUGACAGCUCAUACACUAGAAGAAGCAUUGAAGGGAACUGCUCCUCAAGUAGUGAUGGUUCGAUGUGCUUCGUUUAUGGAGAAUUGGAACAAUACCAUCUCGGCAGUCAAAUCAGGUCAGUCAUCGGUUCUUGAUUCAAUGUUUCAAAAAUUAGAUCGAAAAAUUCCCCAUGUCGCUACAAACGAUAUUGGUCGUGUUGUUGCUGAGUAUAUGACCAAACCUAAUAGCGAAGUUGAUAAAUUGGUCAUUAUCGAACUCGAAGGACCUGAAGAUUAUAGUCCAAAUGACGUGGCCAAGGUGAUCAGUGAUGCAUUAGGGAAGACUGUUCCAGCAGCUGUCAUGACCGAAGAGAUGAUCCGCGGUCUUUUCAACAAAUUAGGCUUCCCAAAAACAACGGUGGAUAAUUAUAUCGAAAUGUUUCAAGGAUUUGACAAUAAUACCAUUUGUUGGACAACAGGUGAAAAUGUCAUUCGAAUCAAAGGAAAACUCACUUUCGCUGAUGUUCUCAAUAAAAAUUAA
Rotaria sordida is the source of this 882-nucleotide messenger RNA. The record is from the annotation of a GenBank genome assembly. NCBI's taxonomy places the organism in Eukaryota, Metazoa, Rotifera, Eurotatoria, Philodinida, Philodinidae.